This is a messenger RNA of Solea senegalensis (Senegalese sole), 7138 nucleotides long. It is a transcript of the gene tdrd6a, whose product is annotated as tudor domain containing 6. The record is from RefSeq and is a predicted model, not a curated record. The transcript is spliced from 15 exons. Lineage: Eukaryota; Metazoa; Chordata; Actinopteri; Pleuronectiformes; Soleidae. The coding region runs from base 1 to 6645 and encodes 2214 amino acids.
AUGUCGUCAAUCCAAGGACUCCCACCACAAGGAUCAGACGUAACUAUUCUUAUAACCAGGGUCCACUUGCAUCCACUUUGUGUGCUUGUAGAGUUCUGGGGAAAGUUUAGCCUGGAGAGGACUGAAGAAUAUGAGUGCUUGGCUAAAGACAUUCAAUCUGUUGGAAAAACAUUUGAAGAACAUGAAGGAAACCCUGGUGAUAAGUGCUUGGUUCAGGUAGAUGGCAUUUGGAACAGGGCCCGCAUUGUCUCAAGAAAUGGGUCAAAAUUCAGCGUGUUUCUCUUUGACAAAGGGGUGACAUCUUGCACCACCACAAACAAGCUGGCAUGGGGUAAAAAGGAACACUUCCUCCUACCACCUGAAGUGGAAUUUUGUGUGCUAGCUAAUGUAUUACCACUCUCAGCUGAGGGCAGGUGGUCUCCAGUAGCUCUAGAAUUUCUGAAAACUCUCUCUGGGAGAUCUGUGAAAGCACAUGUGCAAGAUAUACUGGUGUCCCACAGAACAUUUGUCCUGCACAUCCCCUACAUCGCCAAACAAAUGUAUGAGAUGGGACUUGCCAAGAAGUUGGCUCCAGACAUGUUCCACGAGUUUGUGCUCAUGUCACUGAAGCCAAGUAGUCUAGCCCAAGUGUCACCACAGACUCAACUGAUCUCUAUGGAUGCAGGUGUGAGACUGCACAAGCAAGAGCUCUUCAUGGUCCCAGAGCUCCCAGCAGGAACUGUGGAGACGGUCAUAGUCACUGAAGUUGCAAAUCCACAGAGGAUCUUUUGCCAGUUGAAGGUCUUCUCACAAGAGUUGAAGAAACUCUCGGAGAAAAUCACACAAUGUUGUGAGGGCAGAAUGAUGAGUUGCACCGUGGGUCCAGAAAUGGUUGGUUUUCCCUGUGCUGCAAGAGGAAGUGAUGGCAGAUGGUACCGCUCUGUUCUACAACAGGUAUUCCCAAACAAUGGCGUUGUGGAAGUUUUGAACAUUGACUAUGGAACAAAACAGCUUGUUCAGUUGGAUAAGGUGAGACCACUGGCUUCAGAAUUCCUCAGGAUGCCCGUUGUGACCUACAUCUGUUCCCUACAUGGAAUCAUUGACCGAGGCAUUGGAUGGACAACCAGCCAGAUUGAGUUUCUAAGGAACCUUCUUUUGUGCAAGACUGUGAUUGCUAAAUUUGAGUAUCAAAGCAUGGCUGAGGGUGUACACUAUGUCACGCUCUAUGGUGAUGAUAAUACAGACAUUAACAGCCUGUUUGGGUCUAAGGAGAGCUGUUUGCUGGAGUAUGAGAAGACACUAAAAGAUUUUGCCCUUCAUAGCCCUGCAUACAGCCAUGAAGAUCAAGCCCAGCACGGAAAAAGAAAGAUGUUGACAUCUGGAAAGACUGAAGAGGAAAAUGAAGGGAAAGGAGUAGUUGAAAAGUUACCAGCAGAGGAGCUGUCACUGAACUCAACGCAUGUUGCAUUUGUUCUGCAUGUAUCCAACCCAUCAGAGUUUUGGAUCCAAACGCAGAACUAUGUGAGUGAGCUGGAUCAACUGAUGGACAGUAUCUUUCAUUUGUACAAAGAGUCAGAGAAGAAAGACGUGGUGAGAGAUCCAACUUUGGGGCUAUACUGUGCUGCCAAGGCAGAAGAUGGUGACUUCUACAGAGCAGUUGUGACUCAAGUUGAUGAGACACAAAUUAAGGUGUUCUUUGUUGAUUAUGGAAACACAGAAACCAUUGAAAGGAAUAAUAUCAGAUUUCUUCCUGACAAGCUCAAAAAGCUACCAAGGCUUGCUCUGAAAUGCAGCCUGGCUGGUGUCAGACCCACAGAUGGGAGAUGGACUCAAAUUGCCUCUGAGUUUUUCACCAAAACAGUCACAGACAAAGUACUGAAUGUUCACGUGAUGGCUAAAUAUGAUGACUACUAUGCUGUACAGCUAAUGGACCCGGGAUCUCUGCAGGAAAAAGACCUCAGUACAUUGAUGUGUACUUCUAAUUUUGCUGAAAGGGCUGAGACACUGAGUCAAAUUAAAGACAGUGUUUCCUUGCAACCUGCCACUCUGUCUCUCACACAACAUUCACAUGUCAGAUUCACAGAUGUACACGAGAACAAGGGAUUGUCUUUCCAGCCACAAAACACCAUUGACCCUGCCAUCAGGGAAAGAGUGUCUUCAUUCAAGGAGCACAUGUUUCCCAUUGGAAGUGUUCUUGAUGUCUCUGUGUCCCACAUCGAAAGCCCAAAUGACUUCUGGUGCCAACUUGUGCAAAAUGCAGGACAUUUGAAUUUGCUGAUGCGUGACAUACAGGCUCAUUAUGCAGGUAGUGAAUUUCAGCCCAAUGUAGAUGUAGCUUGUGUUGCACGUUAUCCUGUUAAUAGAAUGUGGUACAGAGCAAUUGUAAUUAACAAACAUAAAACACCUCAUGUGGAUGUGUUGUUUGUUGAUUUUGGUCAGGCAGCAACCAUUUCCAUAUAUGACCUGAGAAAGAUAAGUCCAGAGUUUCUCACUCUGCCUGGUCAAGCCUUUCGAUGCAGUCUGUUGAACCCUGUUGACCCCACAUCUGCCAUCAAUGAGUGGAAUGAUGAUACAGUUGCAAGAUUCAACAAAUUUGUUGAAACUGCUGCGUCUAACUUUGUGACUUUAAAGUGCACCAUAUAUGCUGUCAUGUACAGAGAGCAGAAGAUUCUUUUCAACAUUGUGGAUCUAGAGACUCCAUUUGAGAGCAUCUGCACCAGCAUGGUCAAUCUGGUCAAAAGUGCCCCUCCCAAAAAUGUCUCUGGGCCCUCCAUCCACCUGGACACGUACUACUACUCAACGCACAAUGUCAAAACUGGGACAGAGGAACAGAUGACGGUUACAUGCGUGAACAGUGUCAGUCAGUUUUACUGUCAGCUCGAGAGGAACGCUGAUGUGAUGGAAAAUCUCACGAUUAAAGUUAGCAAACUUUGCCAUCAGCUAGAGAAUGUAAAACUUCCAUCAGUGUUUGGAACUUUGUGCCUUGCCAAGUACACUGACGGAUACUGGUACAGGGCUAAAAUCAAGACCACAAAGCCAGCAAUCCUGGUUCACUUUGUGGAUUAUGGUGACACUAUUAAGGUGGACAAAUCUGACUUGCUUCCAGUACCCAAAGAGGCUAAUGAUGUCAUGUCUGUGCCUGUGCAAGCAGUUGUUUGUGGUCUCUCUGAUGUCCCUGCUACUGUUGGAAAAGAGGUCAACAGCUGGUUUGAGAAGUUUGCAACAGAAUUGAAAUUCCAAGCUCUCAUUGUGGCCAGAGAACCUGAUGGAAAACUGCUGGUCGAGCUGUAUCACAAAAACACUCAGAUUAAUUCAAAGAUAAAGAAGAUGUUUAAUAUUGAGAUGAGCACAAACGAGAGUGUUGUCAACCAUGGCCAGAAAGCAGUGAGACAUGACUACAGGCCUCCAAAAUAUUUCUCAAAGCAAACCACAGAAAUGGAUGACCAAACACAAAAUGUCAAUCAAAGUAGAUAUGCCAACCCAAAACCACCAUAUCAAAUGAGGGAUGAGCCAAAACCUAUCAACAUGUUUGCAACUAAGCCUUCCCGCUUUGCUUGUGAAAAUAGCCAUAAAGUAAAAGCUGUGCCGUUACAGCUGUACAAACCUCCUCCCCAGCGACAGUCAUGUGAAAUAACACCAAAUGAUAUGGGAAAUGGUUCUGAGAAUGCAAGUGACCAUGUCAAACCAAGAAAAGCCAAUCUUUCCACUGACACCAACCAGAUGGUCAUGUCCAAGACCUCUCAUACAGACUCUCAGAAGGUAAAAACUGUGGAACAACUCCCUAAACUUGCAGACUUGCCUUCAAAAUCAAUCACACCAGGUUUGGAAGCUGAAGUUUAUGUCUCACACAGCAACAGCCCAUUGAGUUUCUACCUUCAACUUGUCAGGGAUGAGGAUGAAAUAUUUUCUGUUGCUGAAAGGCUCAAUGGUCCCACAUCUCUCCCAAAAACCAAUGUCAUCAUUGAGGUUCAUCCAGGUGACCUUGUUCAAGCAGAGUUUGCAGAUGACUCCUCAUGGUACCGAGCUGUUGUGAAAGAAGUCCACAGCAACUCAAUUGCUCAUGUUGAGUUUAUUGAUUUUGGAAAUACAGUAAAGACACCAAUUUCCAAAAUGGGCAGACUUCAUCAGUCUCUUUUACUACUACCUAUGUACAGCACACACUGCAUGCUGAGUGAUGUUGCAACUUGUGGAAAAGAGGAAAUGCUUGAACCAGAAAUGCUGUCGUCUUUUAAAGCAGUAUGUGGUGAAGGAGAAAAGAAGCUCAAGUGCCGGUUCAUCAAGCAGUCAGGAUCUGUGUGGGAAGUCAGUCUGGAAGACAGUGGUGUGAAUGUCACUUGUAAAGUACCUACUUGUUCAGCUGAUGGUACUGAAAUUGCAGUAGAGAAACAAGAACAGGUACAAGUAAAAACUCGACAGGAGACUGAGAAGCCACCAUUUAAGCCAUGCUCUCUACAUUACCAUCAACAAGUGUUUUUAAAGGGACAGCAGUUACAGUGCUACAUCUCUUGUAUAAAUGAUGCUCAUUCCUUUUGGUGUCAGAGUGCUGACUCAGAAGAACUUGACAAGAUAACAUCAGGUGUCUCAGAAGUUGGGAAUGCAGUCAACCACAAGCACAUUGACCCAGACACCCUAUCCCCUGGCAGCCCGUGUAUUGUUCUCUUUUCAGAUGAUCAUCUUUGGUACCGUGCAGAAGUAACUGACAGAAAGGGAGAUGCAUUGUCUGUGCUUUUUGUGGACUAUGGAAACAAGUCCCAAGUCUCCAUUACAGAUGUGAGGGAAAUACCAGUUGAAUUGGUGGUCCUGCCUCCCCAGGCCUUUUUGUGCGAGCUUGAAGGCUUUAAUUGUUCAUGUGGUUCUUGGGCCAGUGGCGCAGUAGAUGAGUUUUGUACACGUACAACAGACAAGUUGUUAAAGUUGACUAUUGGCAGACUAACCAGGGAUGACAAAACCAUCAAAUACUUUGUGCAGGUGGAAUGUGAUGGCCAGAUCAUGAAUGAAGUGAUGAAAACAUGGUGGAAAAGCUCCACAACAGAAAACAAACCUGACACAGGUGAACUGACUAUGUUGUUUGAACCGCCACUGCAAAAUACCCCAGUUGUGAAAGAGGCUGCACAACCUGAGAAUCAACCAGAGUAUUCUGAAAGCCAAGAAUUUCUUCCUCAGAAAGAGCACAAUGAAGAACAGUUCUCUGAGGAGCUUGUUGACCCUCACAGAGCAGAUGAGGAUAAAUUAAUCUGUAGUCCGAAGACCAAUGAGACCCCCAAAGAAGAGGCUACACAACCUGAGGAUCAACCACAAUAUCCAAAAAGCAAAGACAUUCACCCUCUGAGAGAGCACAGUGAAGAAAAUUUCUUUGAGGAGCUUGUUGACCCUCACAGAGCAGAUGAGGCCAAACUAGUCUGUAGUCCACAGACCAAUGAGACCUCCAAAGAUUUAGACUCUUCUGAAUCCCAAGAAGAGAAGUAUCAGACAUCUGAGUGCAAUAUGAUGGCUCAACAUGAAAAAAGUGAUUCCAUUGAAGAAGUGAAUACAAUUCACACUGCGAUACUACUUCAGACUGAGUCCAAAGACACAGAAGACGCUAUAGUACCUGUACCUAGUGACCAAGAUAUUUUUAUCUUGAACUGUGAUAAGGAUGUUUGUGAAAGUGACAAAAUCCCUGAAGAGGACAGUGCUUCAGUGUUGGACACCGUUGGACCAGAUGACUUGAAGUCUCCAGUGGAUGAGAACCCAAAAGAGGACACAGACAAGUCAGAGAUUCCAGCGAAAGAGGUGGCAUCUUCAGCUGAAGAGGUGAUGACCUACAACGUGGCAAGCAGCUAUGAUGCCAGAGUUUAUUCGGUUCCAACCGAUGACAGUAACAUUGCCACAGUGGGUGAGCGUUCUCUUACCAGUGUGACAGCAGUGAAAAUGGCUUCACGUGAUACAUUUCAUCCCACGGAGAGUAUAAACCUACAUGAGCUCAUAGAUAUAAUUUCUGAAGACUUGGAGCAGCUUGAUACUGACUUGGUCCUGUCCUCCCCUGUGCUUCCUGAGCAGCAGUUGUGUGAUCUGGUAGUCGACACUGAUGAAACCAGCCAGUCUCAAACCUGUGGAGCUGCCUCUACAGAUAUGAUGGGUGAUGAGUUUGAAGAGGUGACAUGUUUGAUGGAUGCCUGCACAGAUACACAUGAUCCUGACAGCAAAGUCACCAGUGCUGGAGUAAAUGAUAUGAUCACUUGCGUCACAGUCCAGGACAAAGCACUUGGAGCCAUUUUAGAGCUUGACAUGGAAAUUGGAGACAUUUCUCUGCAGGAUGAGGAUAACUCCACGCCUGAAGAGGAAGUCUUAGCUCUUCACAAUGACAAACUCCUUGCUUUGCCACUGAGUGACACUGAGCCACAAUCUGACUGUCCAGAUGUGAGUAACCCGGUGGAUGAGUUGCCCAGUACUGUUGAAGAGAGUUGUUUGACAGAUGUCUCCACAGACAAACAUCCAAAAAUUGAAACAGAGGACAGUGAGCAGAUGGAACCUACACCACCCAAACAAGAGGAUUAUGAGGAGGGCGUUGUUUCUAAAGAAACGUCUUCCCCUGACAACAGCUUUGAGCUCCAGCUGUCGAACUUAACCCAUCUCACUCUGAUCAUCAAUGACGGGUCUGCUGAUGAACAGCAGCAGGAGGAGUAAAUGUCUCCCGUUUGCUUCUGGUGUCAAUGUUAGACUCCUAACAAAAUGGCUCAAUUGCAGACACUUUAGUUAAUUUAAACAGGUUUGAGUUAAGGUUUUCUUAGUUGUUUUGCUCUGUGUGUUGAAGGGCAGUGUUGAACAUUUUAUUUCAUUGUUUCAGUUUAAAAACACAGCUGUUUGGCUAAAAGAUGCUUCUAUACAGAAAUGGUUUGGACUUUUUUGUCAGCGUAAACGUACAAGCGUUGCAGAUCUGUUCUGAUAAACUGCCGCCACAUUCUUUGUAAACAAAUGUGUAUUGAAUCUUUUUUUGAAGACUAAUUUGAAUGGUUGCAAAGUUAUAAAGAAUUUAUAAAUAUCUUUUUUUUGUUGUGUGUUAACAUGCAUGCCUUAAAGACACAUUUUUGUUUGUGUAAUAAAUAUCAGUACACAUGUAUGUUUGAAAUGAGUCGUGCUUUUUAUGAGUUACUACCCUCAUUAUGUAGCUCCAUCUUGU